Lepisosteus oculatus (spotted gar) is the source of this 663-nucleotide messenger RNA. RefSeq names its product spermatogenesis associated 45 (gene spata45). The record is from RefSeq and is a predicted model, not a curated record. Lineage: Eukaryota; Metazoa; Chordata; Actinopteri; Semionotiformes; Lepisosteidae.
GCAUACUGUAGACUCGGGUUUCAACUUCCAUGGCAACAUCGCGGUGCUCUUCUGGCUACUUCUUCAUUAAGCUACAGUGAUCGGCAAUUCCGGCAAAACACAGGCGAAGCAAACACGAAAACAAGAUGUCCCAAGAUCCGGGGCAGGCUCUGUACGAAUUAAACAUGCAGAGAGAGACGUGGUGUCGGGUGGAAGCAGAUAGCAAGGGGUUCUGGAGGCGAGCGCAGAGGAAACAUUUCGCCUGUCAUUUACAGUGCACUUCCGAUCUCAAUGCGCACACCACGCACAGCCCCAGUGACCGGUCUGCGUGGAUGUCUCACGCAGCGACGAUCCCGGAGAGAAGACACUUCCCCGAGAGCUAUAUGACCUCUUGCAAGUCAGUAAAACAUCAGCAAAAAUUAAAAGAUAAGGUACAUCUGGUGUGACCCUCCCAAGUAAAGCUACAGCUUCCAAGAUGUGCUGGAGAAACAGAAAAUGUUUAAAAUUAUGUAUCCUUAACUUUCUAAAUUGUGUAUUGGACAAGAGCAAAAUGUUCCAAAACAUAUGGAAAAAAAUACAGCAAUUUGUAUUACUGGAAUAGCAGAUCAAAAAUGUAAUUAGUAUACUAGCUGUAAAAAUGUCAGAAUAAGCCAUUUGACAUAAUAAUAAAACAAGCAAAACAUG